Etheostoma spectabile (orangethroat darter) is the source of this 3786-nucleotide messenger RNA. RefSeq names its product xenotropic and polytropic retrovirus receptor 1 homolog. Bases 444 to 2519 code for a protein of 691 amino acids. The transcript is spliced from 16 exons. Gene Ontology annotation, biological process: phosphate ion transport; cellular response to phosphate starvation. Gene Ontology annotation, cellular component: Golgi apparatus; plasma membrane; cytoplasm. Gene Ontology annotation, molecular function: phosphate transmembrane transporter activity; inositol hexakisphosphate binding. Lineage: Eukaryota; Metazoa; Chordata; Actinopteri; Perciformes; Percidae. The record is from RefSeq and is a predicted model, not a curated record.
UGAAUGCAGCGGGAGACAGGAGGUGGAGAGAGAGGUAGAGGAGAACAACAGGGGUAAAGGAGGGGGGGAGAGAUAGCAAGAACCAGCUAGCGCCAGCACAGUGAGCCUACCGUUAUUUUGCGACAUUGGCGCUACAGAUAAAACUACAUUUUAAGCAGUAUGUCCUUUAGCUAAGAUGUGACUCCACCAGCUUUACGUCGAGUGUGUCCGAGACGGCGGAGAAAUGUGCGCCGGUAGCUAACGUUAGCCAGUUGAACGUGAAGACAAAAAGGCAUCUCUCUGUCGUUUGACCGUGCAGCCCGAUCGAAAUCUUCGGAUGCAUGUGUAAACGCUAGUCACGUUAAACCAGCUCGGCACAACAUCCCGCUCCUCAACUAGCUAGCUAACCCACCGGUCCCCGCUUACCAUAAAGGCAGGGGAGGGAAAACCACCACACUGUCAAAAUGAAAUUCACGGAGCAUCUCUCAGCUCACAUCACCCCGGAGUGGAGAAAGCAGUACAUCCAGUAUGAGGCCUUCAAAGAGAUGCUGUAUGCUGCUCAGGACCAGGCCCCAUCUAUUGAAGUCACAGACGAGGAUACGGUUAAGAGGUACUAUGCCAAGUUUGAGGAGAAGUUCUUCCAGACAUGUGAAAAAGAACUGGCCAAGAUCAACACCUUCUACUCUGAAAAGCUGGCUGAGGCUCAGCGGCGAUUCGCCACGCUGCAGAACGAGCUGCAGUCCUCAUUGGACGCCCAGAGGGAGAGCUGGGCUAACGGGCGGGGCCUGCGGAGGAGGAAGACAGUGUUCGCCCUGUCGCAGCAGGAGAGAUGCAAACACAGAAACAUAAAGGACCUGCAGCUGGCCUUCUCCGAGUUCUACCUCAGCCUCAUACUGCUGCAGAACUACCAGAACCUGAACUUCACAGGUUUCAGGAAGAUCCUGAAGAAGCAUGAUAAGAUUUUGGAGACGUCGAGGGGGGCUGACUGGAGGGUGGUCCAUGUUGAAGUGGCUCCAUUUUACACAUGCAAGAAAAUCACACAGCUCAUCUCUGAGACCGAGGCGUUGGUCACAACAGAGUUGGAAGGUGGCGACAGGCAGAGGGCCAUGAAGAGGCUAAGGGUCCCUCCCCUGGGAGCUGCACAGCCCGCUCCUGCUUGGACAACCUUUAGAGUCGGACUUUACUGUGGAGUAUUCCUCGUCUUAAUAGUCACUGUGGUCAUUACAGGAGCUGUGGUGAGAGGAGACGCCGAUGUUUGGCCCAUGGUCAGGAUCUACAGAGGAGGCUUCCUGUUAAUAGAAUUCCUCUUCCUGUUAGGCAUCAACACCUACGGCUGGAGGCAGGCGGGGGUUAACCAUGUUCUCAUAUUUGAACUCAACCCCAGAAACAACCUGUCACAUCAGCAUCUGUUUGAGAUUGCAGGUCUGUUGGGGGUGCUGUGGUGCGUCAGCCUGCUGUGCUGUCUCUUCAGUAGUAGCAUCCUGGUACCAAUGCAGGCUAACCCUCUUGCUCUCUACGGCCUCUUCCUCCUCUUCCUCAUCAACCCCUUCAAGACCUGCUACUACAAGUCACGCUUCUGGCUGCUCAAACUCUUGUUUCGAGUGGUGACGGCUCCGUUUCAUCGGGUUGGCUUCGCAGACUUCUGGCUGGCGGACCAAUUGAACUCUCUUGGUGUGGUUCUGAUGGAUCUGGAGUACAUGAUCUGCUUCUACAGUUUUGAACUGGACUGGAAAAAACACGAUGGACUCGUCAGCAGUGAAGGUAGAGACGUGUGUAACUCCUACUCCUAUGGGGUCCGUGCGGUGAUCCAGUGUCUUCCUGCUUGGUUCCGAUUCGUCCAGUGCCUGCGACGUUACCGUGACUCCAAACGGGCCUUCCCUCACCUGGUUAACGCUGGGAAAUACUCCACUUCCUUCUUUGUUGUGACCUUUGCUGCCCUAUACAGCACACAUAAAGCUGAGGACCACGCUGACACCCAGAUCUUCCUCUAUUUAUAUAUCGGCUGUUUAGUGGUCAGCUCAUGUUACACACUGAUCUGGGAUCUGAAGAUGGACUGGGGCCUGUUUGACCGCAACGCAGGAGAGAAUACCUUUCUGAGAGAGGAGAUAGUCUACCCACAUAAGGCCUAUUACUACAGUGCCAUAGUGGAGGAUGUGCUGUUGCGUUUUUCAUGGACUUUAACGGUCUCCCUCAGUACAGUCCCUGGGUUGCACAACAUCUCUGACAUACUGGCGACUGUACUGGCCCCAAUGGAGGUCUUUAGACGUUUUGUGUGGAACUUCUUUCGAUUGGAGAACGAACACCUGAAUAACUGUGGUGAGUUCAGGGCCGUCAGGGACAUCAGUGUGGCUCCGCUCAAUGCUGACGACCAGACACUGCUGGAGCAGAUGAUGGACCAGGAGGACGGAGUCAGGAACCGGCAGGGCAAGAAGAGCUGGAAGAGGAGCUACAGCAUGAGUCUACGCAGGCCGCGACUGGCCUCACAGUCCAAGACCCGUGACACCAAGGUUUUGAUAGAGGACACCGAUGAUGACUCCUGACAUCAGGCCACGCCCCUCGCCUGGGUCCAGAAUUUAUUCAAAGGGGGAACCUCCACCUCCUAAUCGAGGAAUCACCCAGCGAGUCGGGCGUUGAACUCACAGCCAAGGAAGGGUUUUAAAACUCAUGCCUACGUAAUCCUUUCUCCGAUGCAUGAGCCGCUGCACGGGUUCAGAACUAUUUCAAGGGAGGAGCUUUCACCUCUUGAAGAAACAACCCAGCAACAUGGCCAUCAAACUCCUACUCCUACCUUCAAUAAUAAUCAGGGGUAGGCGUAUCACUUAAACUCUACUUUACCCAAGCCGUGGGUGAAAACUCUCUUCCUGUCAUCCACAGCCACCCAGAGGUGGACUAUUUAACUAAACCCACUCCUCAGCCAUUGCUUGGGCUCUUUCCUAAAAGCCUCAGCCUAGCAUGAACAACGCAGCUAAACGGAAUGCAAGCCGAUCAUCCUGACAAGAAGUGUCCCCGCUCCCUCUCGGUGCCACGCCGCUCCCACAUAGGGAGAAUCCGACGUCAAGCCUACUGCUGUUGAGGACCAAAAGGUUUUUUUCCUCACCUUUUAGCUAUUGGUCUCCGCCAACACCACACCCUAAAAGAACUUGCAUCAACUUGUAAUUUAGACUUCAAAAUGAACCUAAAGCCCCCCUUUUUUUCCAAUAAGAGAAAAGAAGGAUUGAAAAGUGUCCUCCUUUUCUCCUUUCAGCGACUUUUUGGGCCUUGUGAACCUUCUUCCUGACUGCUUGGUGAGCAGACUAUGCUGACAAACAUUUGAUAACGCCAAUCAGUCAGUCACUCUUCAGCUUGCCCCUUCAAAUCAUCACAGAGCUGCCUACCUGCACCUUACAUGCUUUAGAAUCACACACAGAAACAUGCACUUUGUAGAAGUGAAACGGAGUGGAAUGCCUAUUGUGUGUUCACACACAUACAGACAAUGAUUUAAUUUGUUUUUAUGUUCAUGGAUGUGCGACCCUUGAUCUCUCAGAGACCAUAGGAAGAAACAAUGACACACGCGAAGAAUAGACUAGGGAUUAUUUAUAACCGUGGUUGUAAAUAUGAGACGGACCAAAGUGGGAGGUGGGGUGAAAAUAUUCCAAAAAUUUCAAAUACUCCAUAAUAAAAAUCAAAUAGUGAGUUCAGAGUGCGUCAAGCAGCACUGGAAUGACUGUUCAGCCUUGAUGCUGAGAGGGAAACUUAACUUUUGUUUCCGGAAAAAUAUGAAGAUCACCUUAAUCAUCCUGCGGUAACUCCAACUGUCACCCCAUGCGG